Molecule: messenger RNA, 1211 nt
Organism: Aspergillus candidus
Lineage: Eukaryota; Fungi; Ascomycota; Eurotiomycetes; Eurotiales; Aspergillaceae
Product: O-methyltransferase
Exons: 1
Coding region: 336-1118 (260 amino acids)
Molecular function (GO): S-adenosylmethionine-dependent methyltransferase activity; O-methyltransferase activity
Source: RefSeq, a predicted model, not a curated record
CUUCGGCGAUAAGGCUUCAUUGGAUCCGAUCUUAUCAAUCUGCCACAGACUAUCCCAGAUGGAUGCUAAACAAUUCUAACUUUCAAGAUCCAUCUGCGUCAUCAGAUCCUUGUCCAGACCAUCGCUGCGUUGUGGAAUGGCUGAGCGCCACUUGCUUCUAAGUUGUGUCUUUCGAAACAACCAUGUCCACCUUAGUCUGUCGGAGAUAACGCUCAGAUGCAGCGGCCAUGCAUGAGCAGCAAUGACCGAGCAUGUCCGAACAACUCGGACAUCACUACCGACGUCAUCGCCAGACCGACUCUAUAUAAGCCCCUCGAAUAACGCGUCUUGGUCAAAUGCAUCCCAAAAUCCUCGGAACUUCUUCCCAAUCAAAGUUCGGCCAACCAAAAGCGGUCACCCGUCUUCCCUUCACAAUGUCCGACAAAACCGUCCUCGAUUUCGCCGCGGAAGUCGAUUCCUACGCGGAACCCCACCUCCUGCCCAAUUCCCAGGACCUCAAAGAUACCCUCAACGCCAGCAACAGCCACGCAAUACCGCAGAUAGCCGUCUCCCCAGCACAGGGCAAGUUCCUCUCGCUGCUGACGCGACUAUCGGGGACCCGCAACGUCCUCGAGAUCGGCACUCUGGGCGGCUACUCCACUAUUUGCUUUGCGAAGGCUCUCAGACAACGAGGACAGGGGGGCAAAGUGACCAGUAUUGAGAUUCUCAAGGACAGACAAGAGCUCGCUAUUCAGAAUAUCCGCAACGCCGGGAUCAGUGUCCCCGAUGAAGCGGAAGUGUUGCUCGGGUCUGCUCUGGACGUGUUGCCGCAGCUCGAGGCAGAGAUUGAGCAGGGACAACGGCCCAGGUUUGACUUCGUGCUCAUUGAUGCCGACUGGGAGAACCACUGGCCGUACUUUGACUAUGGGGUUCGGCUGUCUAAUAAGGGUAGUAUCGUCUACGUGGAUAAUGCCGUCGGAGCCAUGAGGAGGUUUGGAAUUGUGGGUCCAGGAACGGAUAAGAAAGAGGUUGUUUCGUUGGUGGACAAGGUUGGUGCAGACAGUCGGGUCGAUGCGUCUUUGAUGCAGACUGUGGGGGCGAAGGGGCACGACGGAUUUUUGAUGGCGUUGGUGUUGUAGCUUGACGUUGACUGAUGUUAUGGAGGUACAUUUGGUGAUUGAUCCGGUGUAUUGACAUGACCUUGUUUAUUGAUGAAGCAUUUUUCGGCUACU